Molecule: messenger RNA, 2364 nt
Organism: Danio rerio (zebrafish)
Lineage: Eukaryota; Metazoa; Chordata; Actinopteri; Cypriniformes; Danionidae
Gene: arih1
Product: ariadne ubiquitin-conjugating enzyme E2 binding protein homolog 1 (Drosophila)
Biological process (GO): protein ubiquitination
Cellular component (GO): nucleus; cytoplasm
Molecular function (GO): ubiquitin-protein transferase activity; ubiquitin protein ligase activity; zinc ion binding
Source: RefSeq, marked validated
UCGUUUGCUUCUGCUCUCCCCGCCAAAAGACGAACACCAAACUCGCCCCUGCUUGGCGUGUCGUUAUACGGUAAGCGCGACCCAGUCAUGGACUCGGACGAGGGUUACAAUUACGAAUUCGACGACGAGGAAGAGGAAUGCAGCGAAGACAGCGGCGAAGAGGAGACCGCGGACGACACCCUGGAGCUCGGCGAGGUGGAGUUGGUUGAUCCCGUUGUGGCCGGCGGAGAGCGAGACGACUGCGGGGAGACCGGGGGUAGCGGCCUCGGGCCCGGGCAGGACGAGGAAGACUACCGCUUUGAAGUUCUUACUGCCGAGCAGAUCCUGCAGCAUAUGGUGGAGUGUAUCCGGGAGGUCAACGAGGUCAUCCAGAAUCCUGCUACCAUCACUAGAAUAUUACUUAGUCAUUUCAACUGGGACAAGGAAAAGCUGAUGGAAAGGUACUUUGAUGGUAACCUGGACAAGCUGUUUUCAGAGUGUCACGUUAUAAACCCCAGCAAGAAAUCUCGGACACGCCUCAUGAACACAAGAUCGUCGGCACAGGACAUGCCAUGUCAGAUCUGCUAUCUCAACUAUCCUAACUCGUACUUCACUGGUCUGGAAUGUGGGCACAAGUUCUGCAUGCAGUGCUGGGGCGAUUACUUAACCACCAAAAUCAUAGAGGAAGGAAUGGGACAGACCAUUUCUUGUCCUGCUCAUAGCUGUGAUAUUCUGGUGGACGACAACACCGUAAUGAGACUGAUUACAGAUUCAAAAGUGAAGUUGAAGUACCAGCAUUUAAUAACCAAUAGUUUUGUAGAGUGUAACCGACUGUUAAAAUGGUGUCCUGCGCCCGACUGUCAUCAUGUUGUCAAAGUACAGUACCCAGAUGCCAAACCUGUAAGAUGCAAGUGUGGACGACAGUUUUGCUUCAACUGUGGGGAGAAUUGGCAUGAUCCAGUGAAGUGUAAGUGGUUAAGAAAAUGGAUUAAAAAAUGUGACGAUGACAGUGAGACAUCGAACUGGAUUGCAGCCAAUACAAAGGAAUGUCCGAAAUGCCAUGUCACCAUAGAGAAAGAUGGUGGCUGUAACCAUAUGGUGUGCCGAAACCAGAACUGCAAAGCAGAGUUUUGCUGGGUCUGUCUGGGCCCCUGGGAGCCACAUGGUUCUGCGUGGUACAACUGUAAUCGCUAUAAUGAGGAUGAUGCCAAGGCAGCACGGGAUGCGCAGGAGCGUUCCAGAGCAGCCCUGCAGAGGUACCUGUUCUACUGCAACCGCUACAUGAACCACAUGCAGAGCCUGCGCUUCGAGCACAAGCUGUACGCUCAGGUCAAGCAGAAGAUGGAGGAGAUGCAGCAGCACAACAUGUCGUGGAUUGAGGUGCAGUUCCUGAAGAAGGCUGUGGAUGUGUUGUGCCAGUGCCGCUCCACGCUCAUGUUCACCUACGUUUUUGCAUUCUACCUCAAGAAAAACAACCAGUCCAUCAUUUUCGAGAAUAACCAGGCAGAUCUGGAAAAUGCCACAGAGGUUCUAUCUGGAUACCUGGAGCGAGACAUUUCCCAAGAUUCCCUGCAGGACAUCAAGCAGAAAGUACAAGAUAAAUACAGAUACUGUGAGAGCAGACGGAGAGUCCUGCUGCAGCAUGUACACGAAGGCUAUGACAAAGACCUGUGGGAGUACAUCGAGGAUUGAGAUUGAUCUCCGCACCACAGACUCUCGGAGAGAAGCUCCAGCCACUAGAGCACUGAUGCAAUGACCAGAGCAGCCCUGACCAGCUGCCUCCUGCCUGGCCAAGCCGCCCUGCGUUGCAUCACUUCCCCAGAACAGCAGAAAUUAUAUUUAAAUUAGAAUAUUACAAAAUAAAAUAUUACAUGCUCAACAGUAUUGUCAGCAGCGCAAGACUGAGACAUCCAACAAAAAGGCAAAAAUCUCUUCCUUUUGCUUGCAUCGUAAGAUCUUCCCCCUCCUCGGAAACAAAUGUUUUCCUCCUCCUCAGUUACGUUUGUGGACGUGUUCUGUUUGAAUUUAUUUUAAAUACACUUUUUUUUUUGGUUUGUUUUGUGUGUGUGUGCGCGCGCGUGUGUGUGUGGAAAAUGGACUUUGGUUUUUUUUCUCAAAAAUGGCUUUAAUAAUUUUGACCAUGUCUGGCAAGCUCUGUGUUGUUUGGGUUGCUGAAUGUUGAUUGGUUGAUUGUUAAGAAGGCUUCUUUUUGGCUUCGUGAAGAAAAAAAAAAGAAAACACCAAAAAAAAAAAGACGACAAAAUCGGUAUUUUUCAAUUUGUAAAUAAUGCAUAUGCAUGGAAGUUUAAAGAGUAAGAGUGGCAUGUGUUUGCAUCAUUUUUAAAAGAUAUUUAUCUUUACAAAUAUAAAAAAAACUGUAUAUUU